AGCGGCAGCGCGCAGGGCAGGGCGCGAGCCGGCCUCGGAGCCCCGGCCUCGGACCGCCCCCUCCGCCCCCUCCGCGCCCGGCACGCCCGGCGCCGCCUCUCGGCCCCGGGUCCCUGGCCCGGCCUCUGCCAGUCUGCUUCGCGGCGCGGGCGGCUCCGGAGGUCUUAGCGAGCGCGGCGCGGUAACAAGUGGGCGAGGAUGCCGUACGAGAUCAAGAAGGUGUUCGCCAGCCUCCCCCAGGUGGAGAGGGGCGUCUCCAAAAUCAUUGGCGGAGACCCCAAGGGCAACAAUUUUCUUUACACCAAUGGAAAGUGCGUCAUUCUAAGGAACAUCGAUAACCCAGCCCUUGCUGACAUCUACACGGAGCACGCCCAUCAGGUCGUCGUGGCCAAGUAUGCACCCAGCGGGUUCUACAUCGCCUCCGGAGAUGUAUCUGGAAAGCUGAGGAUCUGGGAUACCACGCAGAAGGAGCACCUCUUAAAGUAUGAGUAUCAGCCUUUCGCGGGGAAGAUCAAGGACAUUGCUUGGACAGAAGACAGUAAGAGGAUCGCAGUGGUCGGGGAAGGAAGGGAGAAGUUUGGAGCUGUCUUCCUGUGGGACAGUGGCUCUUCCGUGGGUGAGAUCACGGGACACAACAAAGUCAUCAACAGUGUGGACAUCAAGCAGAGCAGACCCUACCGGCUGGCCACGGGCAGUGAUGAUAACUGUGCUGCAUUCUUUGAGGGGCCACCAUUCAAGUUCAAGUUCACAAUUGGCGACCACAGCCGCUUUGUCAACUGUGUGCGAUUCUCUCCUGAUGGGAACAGAUUUGCUACGGCCAGCGCCGAUGGGCAGAUCUACAUCUACGAUGGAAAGACGGGAGAGAAAGUGUGUGCUCUGGGAGGUGGCAAGGCUCAUGACGGAGGCAUUUACGCUAUCAGUUGGAGCCCUGAUAGCACCCAUUUGCUUUCUGCUUCCGGAGACAAAACCUCGAAGAUUUGGGAUGUCAGUGUGAACUCUGUCGUCAAUACGUUUACAAUGGGCUCCACCGUUCUGGACCAGCAGCUGGGCUGCUUGUGGCAGAAGGACCACCUCCUCAGCAUCUCCCUGUCUGGGUACAUCAACUACCUAGACAAAAACAACCCCAGCAAACCCCUGCGGGUCAUCAAGGGUCACAGCAAAUCCAUCCAGUGUCUGACGGUGCACAAAAACGGUGGCAAGUCCUAUAUCUACUCCGGGAGCCACGAUGGACACAUUAAUUACUGGGAUUCAGAGACAGGGGAGAACGACUCCUUCGCCGGAAAGGGCCACACAAACCAGGUGUCCAGGAUGACGGUGGACGAGUCUGGGCAGUUGGUGAGCUGCAGCAUGGACGACACAGUGCGCUAUACCAGCCUCAUGCUGAGGGACUACAGCGGGCAGGGAGUUGUGAAGAUGGACGUCCAACCCAAGUGCGUGGCUGUGGGCCCCGGAGGCUAUGCCGUGGUCAUCUGCAUCGGGCAGAUUGUCCUGCUCAAGGACCAGAAAAAGUGCUUCAGCAUCGACAGCCCUGGCUAUGAGCCGGAAGUGGUGGCAGUACACCCCAGUGGUGACACAGUGGCCGUCGGGGGCACGGACGGAAAUGUUCGCUUGUACUCCAUCCUGGGCACCACACUGAAGGACGAGGGCAAGCUCCUGGAGGCCAAAGGCCCCGUGACUGAUGUGGCAUAUUCCCAUGAUGGCGCCUUCCUCGCUGUGUGCGAUGCCAGCAAAGUGGUCACAGUCUUCAGCGUUGCUGAUGGCUACUCGGAGAACAAUGUUUUUUACGGACACCACGCGAAGAUCGUCUGCCUGGCCUGGUCACCAGACAACGAGCACUUUGCCUCUGGUGGCAUGGACAUGAUGGUGUACGUCUGGACCCUGAGUGACCCCGAGUCCAGGGUCAAGAUCCAAGAUGCGCACCGACUUCACCACGUCAGCAGCCUGGCCUGGCUGGACGAGCACACGCUGGUCACAACGUCUCAUGACGCCUCUGUCAAAGAGUGGACAAUCACCUACUGAGGACCCCCUCCGUUGGACGGACCGAAUCAGGGACUAGAGCUUACGCAGCCGAACACGUCAUUUCUCCCAGUCUCUCUGCCAUGCGCCCCCAUGUCCCCGCCCGCUCAGGAGGGGGGGCCUUACCGCGCGCGUACCCUCGGCUCUCCGCAGGGUGUCCGUACCUGUACACGUCCUUCUGAAAGCUUUAGACAGUGACAGUUUGCACAUGAAAAAUAAAGCAAGCACUUAAACAACGUGUGGAGCGUAACUGAAACCCACCACCCACCCAGUCCGAGUGCAGAACAUUCCAGAGGCAGAGCCUCGAAAGCACACAGACCCGCCCCUGCGGCUCCUGCUGUCUGGCCGGGGAGGCUGCGGCUGUGGGCCGCAUCCCUCUCUGCGAAUCCCUUCCCUGCAGACUCCCUCCCCGCAGAGUGCCCUGCGCCCGGCCCAGCAAGGGACCCUGGGACAGCUCAGCCCUGCAGAGUUCUGCAGAGCAGGUGCCGCUGGGAGGCCUGGGUUGUGCAACCUGCUGUGCAGCCGCCCCGGCGACUGACAGGGUGCACUCACAUGAAUCUUGGGGUCACUGUCUGUUUUUGUGCUUGAUUCUAAGAAUGGAACUGUGGGAUUUUUUUUUUUUAAUGUAUCUUAACUGUUGCCUGUCUGUGUUUACAGGCUCGCACGCCAAGGGUGCCACCGCCUCUGGGCGUUGAGAGCCCAAUUAGCCAGACCCAGGUGUCUCAGCCACUGUUUUGCUCUCCCGCUUCAAUGUGUUUCUGUCUUUCUUUCCCCCUUCUGCCCCCAAGAGCAAAAGUUAAUUUAAAGGCAGAGGUGACGUCACUGUAAACUAACCUGUUAUGGUUUUCACUUUUUUUUUUUUUCAGUGCAGAAAUUAAAAGUAAGUAUAAAGCACGGUGAUUUGUAGUUUUUUUGCGUGUGUUGGAAUUACUGGUAAUUGUUGGCUGAGAGCAAUCGCUCCCUUUGCACUUGUGAAAACACUUUGAGCGCUUUAAGAGAUAAGACCAAGAAGUGAUUAAAUGUCUUUCUCUUCACUGUG
Messenger RNA from Lutra lutra (Eurasian river otter), 3055 nucleotides. RefSeq names its product WD repeat domain 1 (gene WDR1). Gene Ontology annotation, biological process: sarcomere organization; locomotion; positive regulation of actin filament depolymerization. The transcript has 15 exons. The record is from RefSeq and is a predicted model, not a curated record. Gene Ontology annotation, molecular function: actin filament binding. Gene Ontology annotation, cellular component: cortical actin cytoskeleton. The coding region runs from base 199 to 2019 and encodes 606 amino acids. NCBI's taxonomy places the organism in Eukaryota, Metazoa, Chordata, Mammalia, Carnivora, Mustelidae.